UCAGGGCGCGGCGCAAGAUGGCGGCCCGCAGUGAGUGAGGAGACACCGGGGGCUCCUUGUCUCAGGAAUACACCAUGUACCGUGUGUCAUGUCGGCUGUUGUCAGGUCGCUUGGGUUUGUGUGUUUUCGAGCCUCUUCACAAAAUAGCCAUCAUCAAACAAAUUCUAAAGGUUUUCGUCCAUCACUACAGACCAGGAAAUGGGGAAUGGCUCCAGAUUCGACAUUUUUACCUUCCUAAAUGCCAGUAUGUUACCAAAGUUGAUAAAGUACUGUACCAACGUGCAAAACCCAAAGCUGAACCAUCAUCAGCACCUUUUCCAGAGAAGCCACCUCUGAUCAAUGAUGUUGUUGUACGAUCAGUUCAACAAGUUCCCACAAUGACACCAUAUCCGUCCAGUCUUCAUGAGGCUGAAGAACAAAUGCCAGGGAAAGCAGGAAUGGAAGAAGUAGCUGAUGAUAAAGGAACUUCCCAAGAUAAUCGAGAAGGCAAACAGUGGAACGAGGUGAAAGUGCAACUCGCAGAUCUACCAGGGAUCUAUGCAAAGCUAUCUAAAAUAAAACUCACAGCGUUAGUUGCAACCACUGCGGCGGCUGGAUUUGCAAUGGCACCUGUACCCUUCGACCUUAGCUGUUUCCUUCUCGCCACUCUUGGAACAGGCCUUGCUUCCUGUGCUGCCAACUCGAUUAAUCAGUUUUUCGAGGUGCCCUUUGACUCGAACAUGAACAGGACAAAGAACCGACCUCUUGUCAGGGGGCAGAUUAGUCCUUUACAUGCAGUAUCCUUCGCUGCUGCCUGCAGUGUGCCCGGUAUAACGAUUUUGGCACUUGGAAUUAACCCACUAACUGGAGCAUUGGGAGCCUUUAACCUUUUCCUCUACACAUGUUGCUACACCCCAAUGAAACGGCUGAGUAUUCUCAACACCUGGGUGGGCUCUGUGGUUGGUGCUAUUCCCCCAGUCAUGGGCUGGACAGCAGCCACUGGCAGCAUCGGCGCAGGUGCCUUGUUAUUAGGUGGCAUUCUCUACUCCUGGCAGUUCCCACAUUUCAAUGCGUUAAGCUGGAACCUCAGAGAGGAUUAUUCACGAGGAGGAUACCGUAUGAUGUCCGUCACGCACCCCGCGCUCUGUAAACGGGUGGCAUUCCGCCACUGCUUUGGUCUCAUUGGACUAUCAACGCUCUGUUCUGUCUUUGAUGUGACCACGUGGACCUUUCCCCUCAUUUCACUCCCAAUAAACUUGUACAUCAGCUAUCUCGGCUACCGAUUUUACAGGGACUCCAGCCGUAACAGUGCUCGCAAACUUUUCUUCUGUAGCCUCUGGCACCUUCCAAUGUUACUGCUCCUCAUGCUGACCUGCAAGAAAUCAAUAGCUGGAAGUGAGAGUACGAUCCAUCAUCAAGUUCAAACAGAAAUGCAAGUGUAAUGUUCUUUUUUUUU
Amblyraja radiata (thorny skate) is the source of this 1435-nucleotide messenger RNA. RefSeq names its product cytochrome c oxidase assembly factor heme A:farnesyltransferase COX10 (gene cox10). The record is from RefSeq and is a predicted model, not a curated record. Gene Ontology annotation, molecular function: protoheme IX farnesyltransferase activity. Lineage: Eukaryota; Metazoa; Chordata; Chondrichthyes; Rajiformes; Rajidae. The transcript is spliced from 7 exons. The coding region runs from base 75 to 1421 and encodes 448 amino acids. Gene Ontology annotation, biological process: heme A biosynthetic process. Gene Ontology annotation, cellular component: mitochondrion; membrane.